Protobothrops mucrosquamatus (brown spotted pit viper) is the source of this 384-nucleotide messenger RNA. Its product is annotated as polycomb protein EED-like. Gene Ontology annotation, cellular component: ESC/E(Z) complex. The transcript is spliced from 3 exons. The annotation marks the transcript as partial. Lineage: Eukaryota; Metazoa; Chordata; Lepidosauria; Squamata; Viperidae. The record is from RefSeq and is a predicted model, not a curated record. Gene Ontology annotation, molecular function: protein binding; nucleosome binding. Gene Ontology annotation, biological process: negative regulation of transcription by RNA polymerase II.
AUGUCUGAGAGGAGGCGUGGAGCCGGCGGGAGAAGCGAGGCGCCUGAAGCGGCGGCGGGAAGCGAAAUGCCGACAAAGAAGCAGAAGCUCAGCAGCGACGAGAACAGCAACCCCGGGGACCUCUCGGGAGACGAAAAUGACGAUGCUGUUAGUAUAGAGAGUGGUACUAAUACUGAACGCCCUGACACCCCUACAAACACGCCGAAUGCUCCAGGAAGGAAAAGUUGGGGGAAAGGAAAAUGGAAGUCAAAGAAAUGCAAAUAUUCAUUUAAAUGUGUGAACAGCCUCAAGGAGGACCACAGUCAACCGUUAUUUGGCGUGCAGUUUAAUUGGCACAGCAAGGAAGGUGAUCCCCUGGUUUUUGCCACCGUUGGUAGCAACCGA